Entrophospora sp. SA101 is the source of this 753-nucleotide messenger RNA. Lineage: Eukaryota; Fungi; Glomeromycota; Glomeromycetes; Entrophosporales; Entrophosporaceae. The record is from the annotation of a GenBank genome assembly.
AUGAAUAUUGCUGAUAGCAUAGAGUUAGCACCCCAUACUCUCCGCCGUUGCUUUGCCACCCAUCAAGCUAUUUCCGGAAUGCCUUUACCAAUAUUGCAGAAAGUAUUAGGGCAUAGUAAAGUUAGCACAACCGCCCUUUAUAUCCGAGAUGGAGAAUUAACCUUAAUAACUGGUAAAAAACAACUAACUGAACGAAUAUCUAAAAAAACCAAAACUCCCCAAAAUCAAGUAACCAAAAUAAUUGAGAGUUUAUUGGAAGAAACCCAAAAAGCCUUAGUCAAAGGUGAAGAAAUUCGCUUUUUAGGCUAUUACUCCUUUAAAACUACGAUUACUAAACCCAGAAUAGCCAUGAACUUGCAAACUAAGAAAAAAAUGAAAGUUCCCGCUAAAAGAGUGCCAAAAUGUAAAUUCGCAACUGAAUUAACUGAUAGAAAUGGUAAUCACUACUUAAUCUUAGAGUUAGACAAUCGGGACAGUCAAGAACUAAACUUCACGGUCGAAGAAGCAACUAAAUUAAAGAAUUUAAAUAUUGAGCCGUUAUCAGUAGCUAAAUAUUUUUAUGAAAAAGUUUUUUAUGCUAUGGAUAAUUACUUCGAAAAAAAUGAGACUUACCAAGGAUUAUUUGACAAAGUAAAAGAUAUUGAUAAUGAAGUAGUUAUUAAUCACUUAGAUAACAUUCAUAAACAAUACAAGCGUUAUGAAGUUAAAAAAAAUGAACUAGACUUUUACGAAAAAGUUAAAGAUAAAGCCUGA